This is a messenger RNA of Vombatus ursinus (common wombat), 1150 nucleotides long. RefSeq names its product rhomboid like 2 (gene RHBDL2). The transcript has 8 exons. The record is from RefSeq and is a predicted model, not a curated record. Gene Ontology annotation, cellular component: membrane. NCBI's taxonomy places the organism in Eukaryota, Metazoa, Chordata, Mammalia, Diprotodontia, Vombatidae. Gene Ontology annotation, molecular function: serine-type endopeptidase activity. Bases 144 to 851 code for a protein of 235 amino acids.
AGAGGGUGGACCCCGAGAGCCCACGGACGCACAGCUGUUCGGUGCUUCUUUUCUUUCUUAAGGCCUAGCCUCGAUUCGCUCCGAGGUCUGGGCCACGGUGUGUUAUCGCCUGUGUAAGCCACAAAGAAAACAAUCAGUCCGGAAUGACAAAAGUCCCAUGGCACAAAGUCAAGAGGCAGCUUGGUAUUUUUGUUUACUAUACCUUCUGGAAGCCCCAGGAAGAGUGGAACACCCCAGAAAUGGGCAUCUGGGAGAGUCCAUUCAUUUAUCGGCCAGACAAGAGGAAGCAAGCUUGGAGGUUCAUCUCUUACAUGAUGGUGCAUGUUGGGUUCCAGCAUAUUUUUGGAAAUGUACUUAUGCAGCUUCUUUUGGGGCUUCCCUUGGAAAUGGUUCACAAAGGUCAUCGAGUGGGGCUGGUCUACCUGUCAGGAGUGUUUGCAGGAUCUCUUGGAAGUUCUGUCUGUGAACCUUUCCAAGCUCUAGUGGGGGCUUCAGGAGGAGUCUAUGCUCUCACAGGAGGCUAUUUUAUGAACAUUUUAGUGAAUUUUAAAAACAUGGUUCCUUUGUUUGGAUUUUUCAGACUAACGCUCAUCUUGUUCAUUUUUGUAUUUGACAUGGGAUUUGCCUUCUUCAGAAAAUUCAUGGCACCUCCAGAUGGGUCCCCGGUGUCCGUUGUAGCUCACAUUGCUGGUGGCUUGGCUGGGAUGACUGUAGGUUUCACUGUAUUUAGCUGCUUUGAAAAGGAGUUGCUGAAAGACCGGAUGUUCUGGGUUACAAUCAUUGGCUAUUUUGUUUGUGUUUUACUUGCUGUGUUUUUUAACAUCUUUUUGUCACCAGUAGACUUCCUCUAAGAUAAUUCAAUUAAAAAAAAACCCCACUCGUGAGAACACAAAGACAUCUUUGAAAGGCAAAGGGGAAUUCCAUUAACUGUUUAUUUUGUCUCCUUCACUCUGUUCCUCGUAAGAACCUCUGUUUGGAAGGCAUAUAUAGAGGCUCCAUAACAAGGGAAGGGAGGACUUAGAUAGCCCCAUUAUGCCUCCUGGGUGGCAGUACAGUUUCCUGGAUGUAAAGGAGAAGGGCUCUUUUUUUUUUUCUUUAUAGGCAAUUGGGGUUAAGUGACUUGCCCAGGAUCACACAGCUAGUAAGUGUC